This is a messenger RNA of Aureobasidium uvarum, 1266 nucleotides long. The record is from the annotation of a GenBank genome assembly. NCBI's taxonomy places the organism in Eukaryota, Fungi, Ascomycota, Dothideomycetes, Dothideales, Saccotheciaceae.
AUCAUGUCUACCAAUAGAGAGUCUACUUCGCUAUCCAGCAAUAAGGACGAGAAAGACUUUGGCAAGGACAGACCAUCCUCCGGAAGAACUUCAGAUGGUGGAAAGCAAAACAACCAUCCAUCGAACGAACAUGGCGAUAUUGAAGUCGUUGACUGGAAUGGUCGAGACGAUCCAGCAAACCCUUCGAUCUUGACAGGUCUACCGGCUGGCAGUUAUGGUGCUGCUAAUGAUCAGAUGGGCUCCUUAUGGCACGUCCAGAACGAACCAUUCCCAAACCUUGCUUGGUCGACUGUAAGCUGGAACAUGGGAGCUGCACUGUUCCCCUUGCUCUUUGUGCCUCUGACUGAAAAUCUUGCAUCCUACAUCAUCUUCAUCAUCUUCCUCUUUCCAUCAGCCUUUGCGCAAAACUUUGCUACCAUGGUCGUUACUCGAUUUAUCGGAGGUGGCGCAUCAUCAGUCAGUAUCAAUCUAGUAGGAGGUUCUAUAUCAGAUCUUUACCGAACAGAGAAAGAAAGAUCGAUCCCAAUGUCCAUUUUCGGAUGGACAUCAGUAGUUGGUGGAGCCAUUCAGCGAAAUCUCAAUUGGAGAUGGAUUUAUUAUAUUCAAAUCAUCUUCAAUGAAACUCGAGGCGAUGUAAUUCUUGCAAGGAGAGCCAAGAAGCUUCGCAAAGAAGGCCGAAAUGCUUAUGCUAAAAGCGAGUUAAACAAGGACAAUGUAUUUGAGAUGCUAAAGGUAUCCUUCAAAAGACCUACCAAUAUGCUAUUGACAGAGUAUACCGUCGCCUCAUUCACCACCUUUAGCACAAAUUAUGGGUUCAGUGUCUUUCAGACUUCGCUUAUACAACUCUCACUGAGUGUAGGAGCUACGAUAGCCACCAUUGUCAACCCCAUUCAGAAUCAGCUCUACUUGAAAUCGGCGAGAAGAAACAAAGAAUCUCCAGGAAAGCCUAUACCAGAGGCCAGACUUUACUUCUCAAUUCCAGGCUCUCUAAUAUUUACGGCAGGAUUGUUCGUCUAUGGGUGGACAUCAUAUACCUUUGUUCCUUGGAUUGCACCAGCUAUUGGCAUAGCAAUGGUUGGUCUUGGUAUCUAUUCCAUUUACCAAGCUGUUGUUAAACGUCUUCGGGGCAUUUCUUCCACUUGCAUCUCCUCAAUUGUAUUCCAAUCUUGGAUAUUAAUGGGCUUCCACUCUGCUCGGCCUAGUUGCUCUGAUUCUGAGUUUGGCUCCCGUGUUCCUUCUUAUUCAAGGAUCUGCUAUCCGAGCUAG